AUUUUUCUCAACCAGCCUCUUUUCUCUCUAACCAAACAAACAUUGUUUUUUCUUUCCUUCCUAUUUUCUCCCUUACCAAACAUACGGUAAGUUUAGCCAAAUGGGUCAAAUUGAGGGAUUGUCAUACUAGUCUGCAAAUGUAAAAUUUGUAGAAUGUCAGUAAAGGUGAUUUUUUUUUUAAUGUAAAAAGAAAGAAAGAAAAGCUGUCAAGUAUACGUGAGGCAACACCCAGACAAACGUCAAUUGUCAAGAGAGAGAAGGAAAAACAAUGGAGGUCAUAUCAGGAGAACCCAUAGCUGUAGUAUCAUCAAUACUCGUAUAUCCCAUAAAAUCUUGUCGUGGAAUAUCAGUUCCUCAGUGUUUUCUUACUCCUACUGGAUUUCGUUGGGAUAGGCAAUGGUUAGUUGUGAACAGCAAAGGGAGGGCAUAUACCCAAAGAGUUGAACCAAGUCUUGCUCUGGUUGAGACUGAGUUGCCAAAUGAUGCAUUGUUGGAGGGUUGGAAACCCAAUAAAUGUUCCUAUCUAGUGAUAAAAGCACCUGGCAUGGAUGAGCUGAAGAUUUCCCUGACUGCACCACAAGAAGUAGCUAAUGAUGUCUCUGUCUGGGAAUGGUAUGGCUCUGCAUUGGACGAGGGAGCUGAGGCAUCAAAAUGGUUUUCAAAUUAUCUCGGAAAACCCAGUCGACUUGUUCGUUUUAAUGCCGCUUCAGAAACAAGGCCUGUGGAUCCAAAAUAUGCAGCUGGGCACAAAGUCAUGUUUUCUGACCAGUAUCCAUUUCUGAUACUGUCUCAGGGGUCGAUGGAUUCACUGAAUACGCUUCUCGAAGAACCCAUACCAAUUAACCGAUUUAGACCGAACAUUGUUGUUAAUGGAUGUGAGCCAUUUGCUGAGGAUUUAUGGAGGGAAAUCAGAAUUGACAAUUUCACUUUUGAAGGUGUCAAGCUAUGCUCUCGCUGCAAGGUUCCUUCAAUCAACCAAGAGACUGGCAUUGCAGGACCGGAGCCAAACGAAACCCUUAAACAAACGCGGUCAGAUAAAGUUUUGCGCCCUGACAAGAAACAACAAGGAAAAGUUUACUUUGGGCAGAACAUGGUUUGGAAGAACAAUGCUGCUGAGGAGGGGAAGGCAAAGGUAAUGAAAAUCGGUGAUCCUGUUUAUGCCAUCAAGAAGAUCUCUAACGUGGCUGAAGCUGCAGCUUGAGUUUUGUUGAAGAACAGAUCAUGGUUCUGUAAGGGUUAUCUGCUGUAUCAAAAAUAAUAAAAAGCCUAGAAACAAGCUACUUAUCUACUAAGAAGAAUAAAACAGAGUUUAAGAAGUUAUUGAGGAGCUUACUUCAAACAAAGAGAGAAAUCUAUUCUCUGAUGUAAUCAAGACUUGGCACUAUUUUAUGCAAUCUUAGUUUAUUUUUCA
Messenger RNA from Humulus lupulus (European hop), 1411 nucleotides. RefSeq lists its product as uncharacterized. The coding region runs from base 269 to 1201 and encodes 310 amino acids. Gene Ontology annotation, molecular function: molybdenum ion binding; catalytic activity; pyridoxal phosphate binding. The record is from RefSeq and is a predicted model, not a curated record. Lineage: Eukaryota; Viridiplantae; Streptophyta; Magnoliopsida; Rosales; Cannabaceae. The transcript is spliced from 8 exons.